Fusarium pseudograminearum CS3096 is the source of this 666-nucleotide messenger RNA. RefSeq lists its product as uncharacterized. Lineage: Eukaryota; Fungi; Ascomycota; Sordariomycetes; Hypocreales; Nectriaceae. The coding region runs from base 1 to 666 and encodes 221 amino acids. The record is from RefSeq and is a predicted model, not a curated record. The transcript is spliced from 2 exons.
AUGAAGUUCUCCACCAUCACAUCACUCUUCCUUGCCAAUGCUGGCUUUUCCCUCGCCGCUCCCACCAAGACCUUGGCACAGGCUACAGCCAUUGAGGUUAAAACUGGUGACAACGGCAUCGAGACUCCCCUUCCCAUCCAGCCCGGCAUGGUCGACAACUGUGACCGCUUCCACUUCGUCGCAAAGAACACUGGCUGUCUUCAGAUCGCCAACAUGUACGGCAUCACCUUUGAGCAAUUCAAGGAGUGGAACCCCACCGUCGGCAGUGAUUGCCGUACUCUCUGGGCCGAUGCCAACGUUUGUGUCCGCACUAUCGGAUACAAGUACCCAGUCUCAGUUGCUUGCUACGGCAGCAAAGACAUUAUUCCCUGGGGCUCAAACAAGGCUGCCGCGCUCACUGCUGCUCGUGACUGGUGCUAUAACGGAGGCGGUGGUGGUAUCUACGAGAUCUACGAGACCAAGACUGGAUGUGUCAACGCACCUUCGGGAGCGGGCAAGUUUGUCUUUGAGGUCAAGACCACCCACGGAACCAGAAUCGGGCUCACUGGUGGACGAUGCCAGACAUUCCUCAACCUUGGCAUCAAUGGAUGCAAGGACGGAGCUCAAACCAACACAGAGGGCUGGACCAUGGAGACUACUUUUGAGACUGGAAAGUGCAAGGCCUAA